This is a messenger RNA of Thermothelomyces thermophilus ATCC 42464, 2398 nucleotides long. RefSeq lists its product as uncharacterized. Gene Ontology annotation, molecular function: ATP binding; protein serine/threonine kinase activity. The coding region runs from base 165 to 2345 and encodes 726 amino acids. Gene Ontology annotation, cellular component: cytoplasm. The record is from RefSeq and is a predicted model, not a curated record. The transcript has 3 exons. Lineage: Eukaryota; Fungi; Ascomycota; Sordariomycetes; Sordariales; Chaetomiaceae. Gene Ontology annotation, biological process: intracellular signal transduction; protein phosphorylation.
CGCUCGUCUAUCCCCGUCCUUCCAACGGGAGUGGACACCUGCCUUGACCUCGACAAGCUGGUUUCUCCAGCGACUCCACACGCACAACCUGGAGGGGGCUCCAUCUUGGAACCCAUUUUAAAACGAGGAGAGUGGAGGCUAAGCCUGCGGGUUCCCCGGCAGCCAUGGCCCCGGCCCACGACGACGAGGAGCUGUCCAUCUCGCUGUCCCCAUCGCAGAUCCGGCGACGCAGGCGGCCAGGUGAGGGACAGGACCAGAGCACCGACAACAGCCACCACCGGCACCACCAGACGACGACCCCGCGCUCAUCCAUCGACGCUGCCGUCAUGGCCUCCGGAUCCGCACCCACCACCGCCCAAAAUGCCCCGCUCCGCGACAAGACGCGCACCGAGCAGCGCAUCGGCGCCUACAACAUCGUCAAGACGCUCGGAGAGGGCAGCUUCGGCAAGGUCAAGCUGGCCGUCCAUCGCGGCACCGGCCAGCAGGUCGCCCUCAAGAUCAUCUCGCGCAAGAACCUCAUCAGCCGCGACAUGCAGGGCCGCGUCGAGCGCGAGAUUGAGUACCUCCAGCUGCUACGCCAUCCUCACAUCAUCAAACUUUACACCGUCAUCAAGACCCCGACCGAGAUCAUCAUGGUCCUUGAGUACGCCGGCGGCGAGCUCUUCGACUACAUCGUCGCCCACGGCAAGAUGCAGGAGAGCGAGGCCCGACGUUUCUUCCAGCAGAUGCUCUGCGCCGUCGAGUACUGCCACCGCCACAAGAUUGUCCAUCGCGAUCUCAAGCCCGAGAACCUCCUCCUCGACGACAACCUCAACGUUAAGAUUGCCGACUUUGGCCUAAGUAACAUCAUGACGGACGGUAACUUCCUCAAAACGAGCUGCGGCUCGCCCAAUUACGCCGCCCCCGAGGUUAUCGGCGGGAAGCUGUACGCGGGACCCGAGGUUGACGUCUGGAGCUGCGGCGUCAUCCUCUACGUCCUGCUCGUCGGCCGCCUCCCCUUCGAUCACGAGCACAUUCCCACCCUGUUUGCCAAGAUUGCCCGGGGCAGCUACAUGGUGCCGACCUGGAUGAGCCCGGGCGCAGCGAACCUCAUCAAGAAGAUGCUCGUUGUCAACCCGGUCCAGCGCGCCACCAUCGAGGACAUCCGCCAGGACCCCUGGUUCCUCAAGGACCUGCCCGCCUAUCUUCAACCGCCCGUCGAAGAGUUCCUCAACACAGGUGUCGACCCAAACAAGGCCAUCAAGGUGAGCGACAUUGCACCUCACGCGCCGCCACAAGAGCAGGAAAAGCUGCACAACGAGGUGACCGAGAAGAUCAGCAAGACCAUGGGCUACGGCAAGCGGGACGUGGAAGAGGCUCUCGAAGCCGACGAGCCGUCCGCCAUCAAGGACGCUUACAUGAUCGUGCGCGAGAACAAGAUCAUGGAGAGCACCCAACUCGCCGGCCUCGCCACGGACGAUGCCACACCGAGCCCGCACCCGGACCCAACCAUGUCGUCCACCCGCUCCGUAGCUUCCACCAGCACGGGAACGUCAUCAGCCAGACCCCCCUACGUGAGCAAGGUGGGCAUCCUUCCGAGCAGCUUGCCCGUCUAUCACAAGGCCUUCAUGGAUCGCGAAAGAGCGCGGGCCGAGGGUAUCGACAUACCCGAGGCACCGAUUGCCGUGCCAGACCCCAGCUCUCACACGCGGAGCCCGGCCGAGCAGGAGGAAACCCUGCGUCGACUGAAGCCUCAUUCUCGCAGUCUUGUCCCCCUCGAUGACCCGAGCCGUCCCCGAGGGCUUACCCCCGUCAACCCGCCAAAGAAGAACAAGCCCAUCCGGUGGCAGUUUGGCAUCCGCUCUAGGAACGCGCCCUGGGAAGCCCUGCUGUGUAUCUACAAGGCGCUGCACAAGCUCGGAGCCGCAUGGAUAGUGGAUGAAGACUACGACUUGUCCCGCCAGGACGACGAGAACGGCGACUGCAGCGGCAGCCGUCACUCCCGCAAGCAAAGCUCGUCGUCGGGCGUGGACCCGCGCGAGUUGUACAAGCUCCCAGCUGACCCGUGGCACAUCAAGAUUCGCUGGGAAACAAACAACCUCCAAAAGCAUUCGGCUGCGUCCGGGCUCGGCGAGACCAGCGCGAAUCCGCAGGUCACCCGCGAAGGGGAAGACUUUGACAUAGUCGCCAUGCGUAUGGAGAUCCAGAUCUACGAAAUGGAGCCCGGCGUCUUCCUCGUCGACUUCAAGGUUGACGGGUACGAAACGCCCGAGGGAAAGCUCUUCGAGGACAAGGAAGUCGCGAGCCCAUUCCCGUUCCUCGACAUGGCCGCCAGGCUUAUCAUGCAGCUGGCCGAUGCGGAUUAGAAACCCCGUCAGGCAAUGGCAAAGGAAUUGGCGCUGGCACAGGCACAGGUACA